Messenger RNA from Fopius arisanus, 361 nucleotides. RefSeq names its product GATA zinc finger domain-containing protein 1-like. Lineage: Eukaryota; Metazoa; Arthropoda; Insecta; Hymenoptera; Braconidae. Gene Ontology annotation, biological process: chromatin organization. The record is from RefSeq and is a predicted model, not a curated record. Gene Ontology annotation, cellular component: nucleus. The annotation marks the transcript as partial. The transcript has 2 exons.
GCACAGAUUAGGGGAUUAUUGACGGAUCAGUAUUGCGAAAAAAGUGCUGCUAUUACUUGGCUCUUACCAACAACUACGAGUCCACCGUCGGAAGAAGGUUUCAGCCCCGAAACCUACAUAAUAGGACCAGAGGAAGACCUUCCCCGUAAAUUAGAGUGUAUGGAAUUUGUAAUGCAUGCACCAUCAGAUUACUAUAAAUUGAAGAAUACUCCAUAUCCUCCACCAUUGACGGAAAGUGGUUCUGGAUACAUCUGGACGUCGUUAAGAAAUGAAUUGAACAAUGGAAGAACAUGAGCCGUUUUUGUGAUUGUUUAUAAACAAUUAUUUUUAUUGAAUAUAGAUAAUAAUUUAAAUAUCGUAA